CCGCUGUACAAGGAAGCAACAAAGCCCCAAUGCAAGUUUCACAUAAGAACACGCCUCCUGGUUUUGGCCAAUCAGGGAUCUAAAUAAGAAGCAUCACUGCUGAUCCCAACCAGGGCAUUGGACCACUAACUGAAUCUCAGUCUGAGAGUGAAAGGAGCAACACUAAAUACGUCUUAGGAAACCUGCUACACCCAAAACUCUCCAGUUGUAUUAGCAAUUGGUGGCUAUGUCAUCGCCUUCCAUCCCUCUUCCCCCAUUGCCCCCUAGCCCCCUGGCCAUGGAGUACUUAAACGAUUUCGACCUGCUCAAGUUUGAGUCUGGGUUGGACGAGCGGUUUUCAGACGAGCAGCUCGUCAGUCUGUCUGUGCGCGAGCUGAACAGGCACCUGCGUGGUGUGAGUAAAGACGAGGUGGUGCGUCUGAAGCAAAAACGCCGCACCCUGAAGAACCGAGGUUAUGCUCAGUCCUGUCGUUACAAACGACUGCAGCAUCGACAUGCACUCGAGUCUGAGAAACACAUCCUCACACAGCAGCUGGAGCAGCUGCAGUGUGAGCUGUCCCGUGUUUUAAGAGAACGAGACGCCUACAAGGCUCGUUACGAGAAGCUUGUUAACUCCAGCGAGGCCCAGCCCACUCAGACCAACAACCCACCUUCCCCUCCUACAGACUAUUUCCUCUGAAAGGAAAGCAGGACUCCAAACUGCCAAACUGAAAGAAGAGAAACGGGCUACGUCACCGGGCCACCUAAGCUAUCAGAAAAAAAACAUUGCAAAGACAUGAUGGGACACUAGAUAAGG
Messenger RNA from Ictalurus punctatus (channel catfish), 796 nucleotides. It is a transcript of the gene nrl, whose product is annotated as neural retina leucine zipper. Lineage: Eukaryota; Metazoa; Chordata; Actinopteri; Siluriformes; Ictaluridae. Gene Ontology annotation, molecular function: RNA polymerase II cis-regulatory region sequence-specific DNA binding; DNA-binding transcription factor activity, RNA polymerase II-specific. Gene Ontology annotation, cellular component: nucleus. Gene Ontology annotation, biological process: regulation of transcription by RNA polymerase II. The record is from RefSeq and is a predicted model, not a curated record. The transcript has 3 exons. The coding region runs from base 227 to 679 and encodes 150 amino acids.